AUAAUGCAUAUGUAAACAACAUUUCUUAUAAAAAAAAUAUUUUGGAAAUUUUAAUCAAAAUAAAGACCAAUGAAAUCAACCGAUAGUGGCGUCAUGCUAGGUUAAAAAAUCGAAUUUUUAAGCUGACAUCCGGUUAUUCAUUUAGCAAUGUGGAGUGAAAAAAAUAUCUAAUCAUGGAAACGUAGUUUUAAUAUCAAACAUAUGAUAUUGUGUAUUUUUUAUGUUUAUAUUUUUUUUACUAAAUAGGUAAAAGGUAAUAUUUGGGUAUAAAUAUUUAAUAAAUAAAUAAAUAAUACAAAUAAUGAGUUGCCAAAAAGGAAAUACGAAACGGUCUAGGCCUCAGAAAUAUAAAAAUCAAACUGUUUUUAAGAAUGAUCUACAUGACAAAUCUCACAAAACUAAAUUUAUCAACAAUAUUGAAGUAGCAAAUGUAUGCGAAAGAUGUAAAAAAAUAAUUGAGUGGAAGAUCAAAUAUAAGAAAUAUAAGCCUCUCAAGGCACCAGCUAAAUGUACUAAGUGUGAAGAAAAGACAGUUAAACAUGCUUAUCAUACAAUGUGUCUACCUUGCUCAAAGGAUCUUAAAGUUUGUCCUAAGUGCUGUGAAAAACGUGAAGUAAUAGAAGCUAAACCAAACAAAGAAGAAAUGAUGAAAAUGGAUGCGGAGACACAGAUGUUCUUGAAACAAUUACCUGAAAGGAAACGUAGAACGGUUAUAAGAUAUAUGAACCGUAAUUGUAACUCAAAGAACACUGAUUCUAAAACUAGUAAUGAUGAGAACGAAGAUUCAGAAGAAAGCGACGAUGGAGAAGAGAGCGAAAAGAAUACAGAAAAAUCAUCUUUAAAAAAAGAUUUAAGAAUUAAGAAAGAUAAUUGUAAUGACGAUUUUACUGAUAAUUCGGAAGAUGAUUUUAGUGAUAAUUUAGAAGAAGAUUCGGAAAAUGAAUUGGAAGAUGAUGGGAUAAAAAACUUAAAAAUAACUUAAAUUAUAAUCCGACAAAAAAUAAUCAUUUUAAACUAGAAGAUCAUUUGAAUA
Polistes dominula (European paper wasp) is the source of this 1033-nucleotide messenger RNA. RefSeq lists its product as uncharacterized. The record is from RefSeq and is a predicted model, not a curated record. NCBI's taxonomy places the organism in Eukaryota, Metazoa, Arthropoda, Insecta, Hymenoptera, Vespidae.